GAAGCAGAAGAAACACCUGGAGGUGGAGGUACAGCCGGAGAGUUAUGGUUUCUCUCUGGAGGUUUGAUUAGUGGGAACCAGUGGAGCAGGCAGGCAGACAGAACAAAAACACAAUAAAAGUAGCAAAAAAGUCAUAAAUCCAAAACUAAGAUAUGCAAAAUCAAGACAAAGGGGGAAGACUGGAUGAAGGAGGGGACUCAAAUGAAAAACAAAAAGCAGAAGAUGUCAGUGAUGAACAGAAGCAGAGCAAAGACAAGCUCAACAAGCUGGAGAGGGAGAGUGGAGAGAAGGAGCCGAGAAGCGUGGCCAGGAAGGAGAACCGUCGCCCCUGUCACUGGAAGAGUGGCUGGGCUCUGACUGAACGCCUGGCCAUCAAUGUGUCAGGGAUGCGUUACGAGACCCAGCUCCGAACCCUCGCUCAGUUCCCCGACUCCCUGCUCGGCGACCCCCGUCGACGCCUCCGCUACUUUGACCCCCUGCGUAAUGAACUCUUCCUGGACAGAAACCGCAUCUGCUUUGAUGCCAUUCUCUACUUCUACCAGUCAGGUGGGAGGUUGCGGAGGCCUGCCAACAUCCCCCUCGACAUGUUCCUGGAGGAGCUGCACUUUUAUGAGCUCGGGGAGGAGAUCAUCGACCGCUUCAAAGAAGACGAGGGUUUUCCCAAAGAGGAGGAGAGACCUUUGCCCCCCAAAAAAUGGCAGCAGCAAAUCUGGAUGCUGUUUGAGUAUCCAGAGUCCUCUAGCGGAGCCAGGAUCAUUGCCAUCAUCAGCGUCAUGGUCAUCAUCCUCUCCAUCCUCAUCUUCUGCCUGGAGACUCUGCCUGAGUUCAGAAAUGAGAAGGAGCGGAGGGAGCAAUUCACCACCACACCUCACCCCACCAUCCCCAACGAAACCAUCUCUGUCCCACCCACAUUCACUCCCUUUCAGGAUCCUUUCUUCAUUGUAGAGACUAUUUGCAUCUGCUGGUUCUCCUUUGAACUCGUCAUGCGCUUCAUCAGUGCUCCGAACAAGAUGCACUUCUUCAAAGACAUCAUGAACAUCAUCGACUUCUUGGCCAUUAUGCCUUAUUUCGUCACGCUGGGCACAGAGCUCGCAAAGGACAAAGGCACGCAGCCCUCCGUGUCCCUAGCCCUGAUCAGGGUCAUCAGGUUGGUGAGAGUCUUCAGGAUCUUCAAGCUUUCUCGUCACUCCAAAGGUCUCCAGAUCCUGGGCCAAACGCUGAAGGCCAGCCUGCGAGAGCUCGCCCUGCUUAUCUUCUUCCUCUUCAUUGGGGUUAUACUCUUUUCUAGUGCUGUAUACUUUGCUGAGGUGGACAGUCCUGGCACACUCUUCACCAGCAUACCUGAGGCUUUCUGGUGGGCAGUGGUGUCCAUGACGACUGUCGGUUAUGGGGACAUGUGUCCUGGGACAGUUGGAGGGAAAUUGGUGGGCUCCAUGUGUGCCAUUGCCGGUGUGCUCACUAUCUCUUUGCCGGUGCCCGUCAUCGUGUCAAACUUCAGCUACUUCUACCACCGAGAGAUGGAGUGUGAGGACACCAGGGAAUACCACCAUGUCUCCACAUCCCUGUGGGAAAAGGACAAAGAGGAUGAUGAAGGGGAUGAUGAGGAGGAUGGAAUGGAUGAGGAUCCUGACCAUAUGGAGGAUUACGCACCACUUUACGAGCAGAACAGGCUCACAUGCCCUCAGUUCAAUGGGGCUCUUCUGUCAGGGCUAUGUGCAGGACAGGUACCGGGCGAUCAGAGAGGGAUACAGUUUAAUCUAAAAGAACCUUUGGUCACUCAGGUCUGAUGGACAGGAAACUGAUUUACACUCAAACACUGUCACACAUCAGGAAAGAAGAUGCUGCUGAGAUGGGUCAGAAGAAAACACCACCAUGACUUGCACUGACAUAAACCACAAAAUUAACAGAAAUUUUUAUGU
Molecule: messenger RNA, 1919 nt
Organism: Melanotaenia boesemani (Boeseman's rainbowfish)
Lineage: Eukaryota; Metazoa; Chordata; Actinopteri; Atheriniformes; Melanotaeniidae
Product: potassium voltage-gated channel subfamily A member 7
Exons: 3
Coding region: 153-1787 (544 amino acids)
Biological process (GO): potassium ion transmembrane transport; protein homooligomerization
Cellular component (GO): voltage-gated potassium channel complex; membrane
Molecular function (GO): delayed rectifier potassium channel activity; protein binding
Source: RefSeq, a predicted model, not a curated record